Messenger RNA from Pelodiscus sinensis (Chinese soft-shelled turtle), 864 nucleotides. Lineage: Eukaryota; Metazoa; Chordata; Testudines; Trionychidae. The record is from RefSeq and is a predicted model, not a curated record.
AUGACCUUCCUCGCCGGGGCACCAUUGAACGGCUACGUCCUCUUCAUCAUCAGCUGCCGUGUGGAGAGGACGGCCAGCGCAGUGUGGUUCCUGAACUGGGCCAUGUCCGAUUUCAUCUUCAUCCUCUGCCUGCCCCUCAGAUUCGUCUUCGUCUACUUCUUGCACAUAGACUGGGUCAGGAGGCUGAGCAGCACCAUCACCUCCCUGCACAUGUUCUCCAGCGCCUUCCUCUUCACGGCUCUCUGUGUCCAUCGCUGCGUCCUUGCGUCCUGGCCUGACUGGGCCCAGAAACACCACACGGCAUCCCUCGCCUUCUGGAUGGGUCUGGUUACAUGGGCCCUGUCUGCUGGGUUCAGCUGGCGGUAUGAUGACCUCUGGGAAUCCCUCUUCCCACCUGCCAGUCCCAGCAUGAAUUUCCGAGUGGAUCCAGGGAGGGUGAAGGAUGCCAUCGUGAUCCAGUUCUUGGUUGGAUUCCUGAUCCCAUUAGCCUUGAGCCUAAUCCCAACCUUCUGCAUCGUUCUCGCUGCCAGGCUGGGAAGGAACCGGCCGAUCCAGGCCACCCAGCCCCUCAAGAUCCUUCUCAGCUUGAUCCCGACCUUUUUCCUUUGCUGGCUGCCCUAUCACGUCUUCUACGUCCUCUGGAUUUCAGCUCCGUACCAUCUGCCUCUCAAAGUCACUGAAAGCACUUUGGCUUGUGUUCUAGCUCCAGUAUAUUUCUGUUGUUGCCUCAGUCCCAUCUUCUACCUCACCAUGGCGGAAGAAUUUCGGGGGUUCCGGAAACAUGCUCACAACCCCCAAACCACCGACCACUCGGGGCUAGAACUGGCAACUAGCCCCAUCCCUCAGCUCCCUCCCACGAGGUAA